Messenger RNA from Pyrenophora tritici-repentis Pt-1C-BFP, 393 nucleotides. RefSeq lists its product as uncharacterized. The record is from RefSeq and is a predicted model, not a curated record. NCBI's taxonomy places the organism in Eukaryota, Fungi, Ascomycota, Dothideomycetes, Pleosporales, Pleosporaceae.
AUGUCUCCUGCACAGAAACCCCAAGAACAGCCGCCCAAAGACCUCAGAUCCCUUCUAUCAGACCUCGAUGACCGCGCUGAUCGGAUACUGGCCAGUCUCUUCGUACUCUGGGACUUGGACACCAGGUAUUCUGAAAUCGAAAAGAGUGUAGAGCGCCAGGACUAUAUUGAUGUUCUACGCUCGACUACUGAAAAGAUGGGGGCUGACCUGGGAGUCGUUGAACGCAAGGCUGGGAUGUUGGGUUAUGAUAGGUUAUUUGAGUGGAUAGAUGGAGGCAUAAAUGAUGAAGAGAAACAAAAGAGGCAGAGAUUUGUCAUGAGGAUUACAGAGAAGAUAAAGGAUUUGGAGAACCAGAUGGCGGAGGCAAAGAAUGGGUAUUCGGGUGAUAAAUAG